Molecule: messenger RNA, 2042 nt
Organism: Nomascus leucogenys (northern white-cheeked gibbon)
Lineage: Eukaryota; Metazoa; Chordata; Mammalia; Primates; Hylobatidae
Gene: DRAM2
Product: DNA damage regulated autophagy modulator 2
Biological process (GO): regulation of autophagy; photoreceptor cell maintenance
Cellular component (GO): lysosome
Source: RefSeq, a predicted model, not a curated record
GCGAUUGCCGUAAAGGGAAACAAGAUUUGAACGAGCAGCGCCGCAGGCGCGCUCCUCGGGGCCGUGAGCGCGCCCCGGGGGCCGGCCGGUCUGCUCGGGAGCGCGCCCCAUGGCCCAGCCCUGUCUCCUUAUAGCAGGCGGGCUUCGGCGCUAUCGGCCAGCUCUAGUCGGUCUGGUAAGGCAAAGCGGAGCGGAGAUCCUCAAACGGCCUAGUGCUUCGCGCCUCCGGAGAAAAUCAACGGUCUAAUUAAUUCCUCUAGUUUGUUGAAGCAGUUACCAAGAAUCUUCACCCCUUUCCCACAAAAGCUACGGUUGAGUACACGUUCCUGUUGAUUUACAAAAGGUGCAGGUAUGAGCAGAUCUGAAGACUAACAUUUUGUGAACUUGUGAAACAGAAAACCUGUUUGAAAUGUGGUGGUUUCAGCAAGGCCUCAGUUUCCUUCCUUCAGCCCUUGUAAUUUGGACGUCUGCUGCUUUCAUAUUUUCAUACAUUACUGCAGUAACACUCCACCAUAUAGACCCGGCUUUACCUUAUAUCAGUGACACUGGUACAGUAGCUCCAGAAAAAUGCUUAUUUGGGGCAAUGCUAAAUAUUGCGGCAGUUUUAUGCAUUGCUACCAUUUAUGUUCGUUAUAAGCAAGUUCAUGCUCUGAGCCCUGAAGAGAACGUUAUCAUCAAAUUAAACAAGGCUGGCCUUGUACUUGGAGUACUGAGUUGUUUAGGACUUUCUAUUGUGGCAAACUUCCAGAAAACAACCCUUUUUGCUGCACAUGUAAGUGGAGCUGUGCUUACCUUUGGUAUGGGCUCAUUAUAUAUGUUUGUUCAGACCAUACUUUCCUACCAAAUGCAGCCCAAAAUCCAUGGCAAACAAGUCUUCUGGAUCAGACUGUUGUUGGUUGUCUGGUGUGGAGUAAGUGCAUUUAGCAUGCUGACUUGCUCAUCAAUUUUGCACAGUGGCAAUUUUGGGACUGAUUUAGAACAGAAACUCCAUUGGAACCCCGAGGACAAAGGUUAUGUGCUUCACAUGAUCACUACCGCAGCAGAAUGGUCUAUGUCAUUUUCCUUCUUUGGUUUUUUCCUGACUUACAUUCGUGAUUUUCAGAAAAUUUCUUUACGGGUGGAAGCCAAUUUACAUGGAUUAACCCUCUAUGACACUGCACCUUGCCCUAUUAACAAUGAACGAACACGGCUACUUUCCAGAGAUAUUUGAUGAAAGGAUAAAAUAUUUCUGUAAUAAUUAUGAUUCUCAGGGAUUGGGGAAAGGUUCACAGAAGUUGCUUAUUCUGCUCUGAAAUUUUCAACCACUUAAUCAAGGCUGACAGUAACAUUGAUGAAUGCUUAUAAUCAGGAAACAUGAAAGAAGCCAUUUGAUAGAUUAUUCUAAAGGGUAUCAUCAAGAAGACUAUUAAAAACACCUAUGCCUAUACUUUUUUAUUGCAGAAAAUAAAGUUGAAAGACUAUGAUAUCAUAGUUUUUUAUACCUUAUUUAAGAGAAACAACCUGACGUGCACCAAUCAGUCUGCACAUCCCAGCCCCUCACAUUUUAUAAAUUAUUGUAGAUCAUGUUUUUUUAGGAGCACUUUUAUGAGAGACAUUUUCCAUGACUAAAUAAUCAGCAUUAGUCAGUAAAUCCUUUAGAACUGGGUUUUGAAAUGGGAGUUUUAUCAUAUUAAAUCAUUUCUUGUAGUCUUACAUUUUUUGUUGUUGUUCUGGAAUCUACCUGUAAAGGAAAGUAGACCUGGAUUCAUGUGGGCUCUUUCAUGGCUUAAGUGUUGCCCAAGAGAUUUUGUAGGUAACGAUUUUUUUUUUUUCUGGCCACAAUGCCAGAUACUAAGCUAAUUGGUCUAUCAUACACAUGCUUGCAGUAGUUUCAUGAAGUUUAGUCUCUGGUGUGAGAUUUUAAUCACCAAUGAAUGAGAGAGGCACCUGUAGGUAAAUUUACUUUAGUCAUAUUUUACAUAAAACAAGGGUUAGUAUUCAUGUAAAUUGAGAAGUUUGGGAAUAACAGCAGAUAUGAUUAAUAACAAAGAAAAGUCAUAACC